Molecule: messenger RNA, 724 nt
Organism: Camellia sinensis
Lineage: Eukaryota; Viridiplantae; Streptophyta; Magnoliopsida; Ericales; Theaceae
Product: putative histone H2A.5
Cellular component (GO): nucleosome
Molecular function (GO): protein heterodimerization activity; DNA binding; structural constituent of chromatin
Source: RefSeq, a predicted model, not a curated record
GUGAAAUUCAAACCCAAAACACGAAACUUCCUCCCUCCAAAAACGCUGCGGCUUGUUUUCAGUUUGAGAGAGUUUUGGCAGAGAGAGAGAUCUGAGAAUGGAGGGAGCUUCGAAGGGGGCGGGAGGAAGGAGAGGAGGAGAGAGGAAGAAGGCGGUGUCGAAGUCCAUGAAGUCUGGCCUUCAGUUCCCCGUCGGUCGUAUUGCUCGCUAUCUCAAGAAGGGCCGCUAUGCUCAGCGCAUGGGCAUUGGUGCUCCCAUCUAUCUCGCCGCUGUUCUCGAGUACCUCGCUGCUGAGGUGUUGGAAUUGGCGGGGAAUGCAGCGAGGGACAACAAGAAGAACAGGAUCAAUCCGAGGCACUUAUUGUUGGCUGUGAGGAACGAUGAUGAGUUGGGGAAACUGCUACAGGGAGUGACCAUUGCGAGUGGUGGUGUACUUCCAAAUAUACACCCCAUCCUGUUGCCCAAGAAAACUGCUGCCUCUGACUCUGCCAAGGGUCCUCAGCCCAAGUCUCCCAAGAAGGCCUAGACCAAUUCUCUGGUUUUUAGUUUAAACAUAGGAGGAUUCUAAUCUUUCUGAUUAGGGUUCCCCAUUUUAUCUUCCUUUGAGCUUUAGGUUGGGUUGUUAUUUGUAAUUAGUGUCUUUCUAAUUUGCCAUAAUGGUUAAUUGAUGAAUAGAAAGUUUUAUUUAUUUUAUACAUUUGGCAUUUUUGGUUAUUUGAUGUAA